CAAAUGGUACCCUUCUCUCUUUACUAGCUCUGUAAAUUUCACCAUUAUCAUCACCAGCAAACCGCCGUCGUCGCGCCAUGAUCGCCGGCAAGGACGUUGUCGAGAUACUCCUCGCAAUCAUCCCAAUGUACUUUCCGCUAGCAAUCGCCUACAUUACUGUGCGGUGGCUCAAACUCUUCACCGCCGAGCAAUCAGCCGGAAUCAACCGCUUUGUCAGAACCCUAGCCAUUCCAUUCCUCGCCUUCAGAGUAAUCUCAUCUAACAACCUCCUUGGCAUCAAUCUCAGACUCUUCGCCGCGGAUUCGCUUCAGAAGCUCAUCUCCCUCGCCGCUCUGUUCCUCUGGAAAAUCCUCUUCAAAAACGCCUCUCUCGAAUGGAUGAUCACUGUGUUCUCUUUGUCCUCGCUUCCGAAUACACUCAUUAUCGGCCUUCCGAUGACGACGGCGAUGUACGGCCAAGAAUCCAUUAGUUUCAUGAUUCAGACUCUGAUUUUUCAGAACGCGAUUUGGAUCAAUGUGUUGAUUGUUCUGUUCGAGUAUAGAUCUGCGAGGAUAUUUGUCGAGGCGGAGAGAUUGAGUUUGUCAGUUGCGAAGGGUCGGAGGACUGGCGGGGAGUGUGGUUUGGUGGAUAUGAGCGGAUUGAAGCAGAUUUUUCCGGAAAAAACAGAGGUCAAUGUUGUAUCUGUUGAUCGCGACGGUGAAAUUGUCUCUGAAGGUAAUUGUAAUGGAGGAUCUCCGCCGAAAGAGAUACGCCCGGCUGACGGCGGUGGUGGUUCUGGACAUGUAGGGCUUAUUUUUGAGCCUGAGAAGGAAGUUGAUCUCCCAUCGGAGGAUACCUCGCCUUCCACAGGAAGGAGUGGAAUGGCAAAGCUUAUAGCAUUUAGGUUGGGAAAGAAGAUUACACGAGAUCCCAUAACUUAUUCCAGCUUAAUCGGCAUCAUUUGGUCUCUCAUAUCAUUCAAGGAAGGCAUAAAAAUGCCAACAGUGUUGCAAAGAUGUGUAUUAAUGUUUGCAGACACAGGCCAGGCGCUGGCCAUGUUCAGCUUGGGCAUUUUCAUGGCGGCACAGCCUACCAUCAUCGAUUGUUCCAUGUCCCAGGUUGCCAUUGCCAUGCUCGUUCGAUUUCUCAUCAGUCCUAUGCUCAGCGCCGCCACAUCUAAGCUGGUCGGUCUUCGCGGGAUUAUAUUGCAUACCGCUAUUAUUCAGGCUGCUUUUCCUCAGGGAGUUGUUUCAUUUGUAUUGGCUAAGCAAUACAAUGUUUACCCAAACGUAAUGAGUACUUCGGUGGUUGUUGGAAUGUUGAUUGCCUUCCCAAUUAUUCUAUGUUAUUAUCUGCUUCUGGGGGUCGUUUUUAAAUAAAGCAAAGUAGAAGACCUGAAGAGUAAAAAGUGAAAGUUCAUGGUCACCAUGUAAAAACCACCUUCAAUUUUUAUGUAGGAGGUUGUAAAAUUCUAAUGUACUUUGUCAACAACAUUUUCAAUAUCGACUGUAGCUUAGAACAUAGAUGCAUCGAGUAUCAUUUGAAAGAUUAAUGGUCUGAUCUAUUUUGAACGGAU
Cucurbita maxima (winter squash) is the source of this 1555-nucleotide messenger RNA. Its product is annotated as auxin efflux carrier component 2-like. Gene Ontology annotation, cellular component: plasma membrane; endoplasmic reticulum. The transcript has 5 exons. Gene Ontology annotation, biological process: auxin export across the plasma membrane; auxin polar transport. Gene Ontology annotation, molecular function: auxin efflux transmembrane transporter activity. Lineage: Eukaryota; Viridiplantae; Streptophyta; Magnoliopsida; Cucurbitales; Cucurbitaceae. Bases 78 to 1358 code for a protein of 426 amino acids. The record is from RefSeq and is a predicted model, not a curated record.